Messenger RNA from Salvia miltiorrhiza (redroot sage), 1149 nucleotides. RefSeq names its product 17.5 kDa class I heat shock protein-like. Lineage: Eukaryota; Viridiplantae; Streptophyta; Magnoliopsida; Lamiales; Lamiaceae. The record is from RefSeq and is a predicted model, not a curated record. Gene Ontology annotation, biological process: protein folding; response to heat; response to hydrogen peroxide. The coding region runs from base 615 to 1061 and encodes 148 amino acids. The transcript has a single exon.
AUUCUCUCUUAUUCCCUCACUUUUUCAUCUUAUUCUCUACUAUUUAGUUCAAAAAAUAGAUCGCCAAAUUGGUGAAAUUUUAUGUAUUUAGGGUAAUUACCCCUAGAUAUCUCUAGUAAUUCUAAAAAAAAAUUAUAUAAUCUGCUUGCACGAGCCGAAUGCGAUCUUUUGAAAUAUUUUGUCCCCAGCGUCUCUUACAACUUGGAGUACUAUGGUUAAUUUAUUACUCUUCUAUGUUACAUUCUACGUUUCAUUAAUUAAACAUGCAUGAGUAGAAUUUUAGUGGAAUAUCAAUCAAUUAAUAUACAAUAUUCCACUGAAAUUCAUGCCUUGUAUAUAGAUCGUAUAUAUCCAAUAUACGUGAUAUGUAUCGAUAAUAAAGAAAUAUAGUUGAUGUAACACAAAAUAUAAUAUGAAAACUCACAUGCCUUAUCUUCCAUCCAGACAUGCACUAAUGUAGAAUCUUUAAUCCACAUCGAAGUUUUGAGCACAAAUUCCCCAUCCCAUCUCCACUAAAGCCGAUUCCUCUCUCUCUCUAUAAAACUAAUGCCAGCACAAACACUUGUUAAGUAGCAUAACACUAAGUUUUGAUUUGAGUAGAAAGCAAGUAAAGAAUGUCUCUACUGCCCAUGUUGAAGAGCAACACAAGAAGCCAUCUCCACCAUCCAUUCAGCAUGGAUAUGUGGGAUUCCUUCCACCACCAUCACGAAGCUAUCUUAGCACAAGCUGGAGGGAAGCUGGAAUGGAGUGAAACCCCCGAAGCCCACGUGCUCAGGGCUCACCUUUCUGGCUUCAACAAAGAGGAAGUGAAGGUGAAGGUGAAAGAGGCCAGAUUCUUGAAAAUUACAGGAAAGAAGAAAGUCGAGAAAGAAGAGAAACACGAGAAUUGGCACCAUGUUGAGCGCAGUAAAGGAAAAUUCUCUAGGGUUUUUACUCUACCAGAGAAUUCCAGAGCCGAUCGCGUCAAAUCGCACUUUGAUAAUUCCAUUCUUACUGUUACGGUUCCUAAAAGGGAUGCUAAGAAUUCUCAUGUUGUCAGGGAGUUUGAAGUUAAGGGUUGAGAUUGUUUCUCAUAUUAUACCUAAAAGUGUGUGUUUUGUAUUAUGUCAUAAUUUUGUCGACAGUGUGUGGUAUAAAUUUUUUUGUUAA